Molecule: messenger RNA, 1934 nt
Organism: Hemiscyllium ocellatum (epaulette shark)
Lineage: Eukaryota; Metazoa; Chordata; Chondrichthyes; Orectolobiformes; Hemiscylliidae
Gene: grpr
Product: gastrin-releasing peptide receptor
Exons: 3
Coding region: 318-1466 (382 amino acids)
Biological process (GO): G protein-coupled receptor signaling pathway
Cellular component (GO): membrane
Molecular function (GO): G protein-coupled peptide receptor activity
Source: RefSeq, a predicted model, not a curated record
AUGUGUUUUAUGUGGAGCUCUCUCAAUGACAACUCCGGGGGAGAGAAGUGACGCCAGUGCGGUAAAGGCUGGCCCGAGAGCUCACACUUUAAAUCUUGCCGCGACCAAUCUGACAGACACACAUCAGAGCAAAACAUUUGGGGGGAAAAAAAAGAAACAAGAGAGGAGACCAGGCGAGAAAAAAGUGCGGAACUCCCCAUGAGGAGCUGCUGAAAGAGGGAAACUCCUCUCCCCAAGCAGGUGGGGAGAGACAAUAAAAAGCGAAGGAAGGAGCAAACUUCUGUCCGUUCUCCCAACUGUUCGAGCACAAUGGCAGCAUGACUGAAGACAACUUCCCGCAGUUGGACUGGGAGUUGUUGACUCAGUCCCUCAAUGGUAGCAGCCAGGAGGCUGAGCCCGAGAGCUCGGGUUUGCCCUUCCUUUACGCCGUGCCCGCCGUCUACGGCCUCCUCAUCGUGAUCGGGCUGGUCGGCAAUGUGACCCUCAUCAAGAUCUUCUGCACCGUGAAGUCCAUGAGGAACGUGCCGAACAUCUUCAUCACUAGCCUGGCGCUGGGAGACCUGCUCCUGCUGCUGACCUGCGCACCCGUCGACGCCAGCAAGUACGUGGCCGCCGAGUGGCUAUUCGGCCGGGUGGGCUGCAAACUGAUCCCCUUCAUCCAGCUCACCUCGGUAGGGGUGUCGGUGUUCACCCUGACAGCGCUGAGUGCAGACAGGUAUAAAGCUAUAGUCAGACCCAUGGACAUCCAGACCACCAAUGCCCUGAUGAAAAUCUGUGUGAAAGCAGCCCUCAUCUGGGUGUUUUCCAUGCUACUGGCUAUUCCUGAUGCAGUGUUUUCUGAUCUGCAUUCCUUUUAUGACCCACACAUCAAUAAAACGUUUAAGGCAUGUGCCCCAUACCCACAUGGUGAUGAGCUGCACCCUAAAAUCCACUCCACAGCAUCCUUUCUGAUUCUUUAUGUCAUCCCACUCUUCAUCAUAUCUGUGUACUAUUUCCACAUUGCCAAAAACUUGAUCAGGAGUGCUUACAACAUUCCAGCAGAGGGCAAUCAGCACAUUUUGAGACAGAUGGAAUCCAGGAAAAGACUUGCAAAGACAGUGCUGGUGUUUGUGGGUUUCUUCGCUGUGAGCUGGCUCCCCAGUCACAUCAUCUACCUGUACCGCUCCUACCAUUACAGGCAGGUGGACACCUCCUUGGCGCAUUUGAUUGGCAGCAUCUGUGCCAGGAUUCUUGCUUUCAGCAACUCCUGUGUUAACCCCUUCGCCCUCUACCUGCUGAGCAAGACCUUCCGAAAGCAAUUCAACAACAACCUGUUCUGCUGCCGGAGCCACCUCCUCAUACGCUCGACCAGCAUGGGCAGGAGUACCACAGCUUCACGGAUGACAUCACUCAAAAGCACAAACCACUCCGUGGCAAGCUUCAGCCUCAUCAAUGGGAAGUUUGUUCAGCAGGAAGGUUACGUAUAGGAGUGCCGCUUGGCACCAGUAGACAAUGUACAUUCCGCACUUUUUUCAGCAAUCACAAUCAUGCCCGGGGGGUCUCGGUCUCAGAGAAAAGAACGUAAGCGAGAGUGACGUGGGUUGGUGAGAGAAAUUCAGAGUUCACGGAGCAAGGGUGUAAGCUGUGAUUUUGUUAAGUAAAUACGAGGCUCAGAUUAAAAUGUGUCUUUUAAGAUGUUGGAAACAAUCUUGACAUUCAGCAGGCCCUCUGUAUUUAGCAGGGCAGCCAUCAGGGACGUUAAUGGUGUACCAAAGAUAUGCCACAAAAGGUUGUGGUUUGUCAGACAUGGUCUCAGGGCAGCUUAUGGUAGACAGUAAACAAAAGCAGUGUGAUGAGAGGUGUGCUUACAGAUGGAGAAUUUUGUUUUCUGUCAGAAAUAGGCUGUAAAUAAUGUGUGUUAUAUCGAAGAUCAAAAAAUAUGUUAGAGAGGUGCG